AUGAUCCCUCCCACGAGCAAAGGCUUCCUGAUGAAGGACCUGGCUGCCGGGCGGGGCUACCACCUCUGCGUCUUGGCCAUCUACGACGACGGGGUGACCUCGCUGACCGUCACCCAGAGCCUGGGCUGCCUGCGCUUCAGCACCCUGCGGGACGGCCUGCAGUGCCACGCGCUCCACACCCAGUUCCUGGGGGGCACCAUGAUCAUCGUGGUGGGGGGCAUCAUUGUGGCCUCGGUGCUGGUCUUCAUCAUCCUCCUCAUGAUCCGCUACAAGGCCUCCAGCGGCCGCCCGGAGGAGCCCGAGAAGAAGGCCGCCAGGGUCAGCAACGUCUACUCGCAGACCAACGGCAGCCACCCACCCGCCGGGCUGCCCUGCUCGGCCUCCAGACACGAGGGGUGGGAGCCAGACAGCGGCCGGGCCAGGAGGGAGCGUGGCCUGGGGGCGCUGGCCAAGGACUGUGCGAAAGGCGCCCGGCCCCCCUCCUCUGAGGAGGAGGAGGAGGAGGUGGUCCCGUCCCCCCGGCGGAGGCGGAGGUGGUCCCGGACGAGUCUCGACUGCCCCCAUGGAGGCCCCGAGGACCCCCGAGCAGAAGAGGAAGACCCCCCGUUAGCGCUCCCAGCCGAGGAGGGGAGGAAGGCCAACGAGUGGACCGGCGUCAAGAUCUGAGCCCUGGCAGUCGGCCGUCGAAGAACGGAACCGGAACCGGAGUCCCCCAGGCUGAAUCCGGAGUUGGCGCCGUUCCUCAGCUGUCCCACCACACGGUGCCGCGGUCCCCCCAGGAGACCCCCCCCAACUCACCUGCCUCUUCCUUGGGGGGGGGAAGACCCUGGGGUCUCACCUCGGCCUUUCGGGCCUCUUUCUACUGGACUCUCUUCAAGGCCCGUUUUCUACAAAGUCCUUUUGUUUUUCUAAGCCACACCUGGAAUUUUCUAAUAAA
This is a messenger RNA of Pseudonaja textilis, 937 nucleotides long. NCBI's taxonomy places the organism in Eukaryota, Metazoa, Chordata, Lepidosauria, Squamata, Elapidae. The record is from RefSeq and is a predicted model, not a curated record.